This is a messenger RNA of Etheostoma spectabile (orangethroat darter), 4054 nucleotides long. RefSeq names its product protein O-linked mannose N-acetylglucosaminyltransferase 1 (beta 1,2-) (gene pomgnt1). NCBI's taxonomy places the organism in Eukaryota, Metazoa, Chordata, Actinopteri, Perciformes, Percidae. The transcript is spliced from 22 exons. Gene Ontology annotation, biological process: protein O-linked glycosylation via N-acetylgalactosamine. The record is from RefSeq and is a predicted model, not a curated record. Gene Ontology annotation, molecular function: beta-1,3-galactosyl-O-glycosyl-glycoprotein beta-1,3-N-acetylglucosaminyltransferase activity. Gene Ontology annotation, cellular component: Golgi membrane. The coding region runs from base 249 to 2210 and encodes 653 amino acids.
ACGUCGUUUGAGCUGCGACACAAAUCCCCGACGCAUCAGUUACAAGCGACUUUUCUGGAUUUUGCUGCUGCUGGCUGCGAGAAUAAAACAACAAUGCAAGCUUCACUGACCAACCUAUGACGAUGUGACAGCCAGCCGUGUCUCGUCGGUGGUGGUGUUGAGGAGCAGUGCAUGACCCGGCCGGAGGAGGUGGAGGAGGGCAGGCGGAGGGUCUGAGCUCUGAGUCGGUCGGUCUGUCGGUGUCCGGGAUGGAGACCUGGACCCCCAAUCCCCGAGCCAAGCCUUUCAUCCCCCGCCAACAAAGAAGCUUGUACCUCACCUGGAAAUACAAGCUAACCAACAAGAGGAGCCUGCGUCGGUUCUGUCAGGCUGGCGCUGUGCUGUUUCUGCUGAUAACAGUCAUAGUCAACAUCAAACUCAUCUUGGACACAAGAAGAGUAGCCAAUGAAGAUGCAGCCGUACAAGAAUAUGAGGACACAAUCCCCAACAUGGAGACGCCACGCAGGCCGGCUAAUGGACGCAAGGUCCUGGACAUUGAGGUGUACUCCAGCCGCUCCAAGGUCUACAUGGCAGUGGACGGCACCACCGUGUUGGAGGAUGAUAUGCGGGAGCAGGGCAGAGGCAUCCAUGUGAUAGUUCUCAACCAGGCAACCGGUCAUGUGAUGGCCAAAAGGAUAUUUGACACCUACUCUCCUCACGAGGAUGAAGCCAUGAUCCUCUUCCUCAACAUGGUGACCUGGGGCCGAGUCCUCAUCUUCACCAUAAAGGAUGAGGGCACGUUCCACCUGAAGGACGCUGCUAAGAACCUGCUCAAGAGUCUGGGCAGCCAGGUGUCCCUCAACCUCAGCUGGAGGGACAUGUGGACUCUGGUGGUGAAGAAAGGAGGUCAGGUGUAUGGAGAGAAGCACUCAAAGUCUCCAGCUCUGUCCACCUGGGGAGACCCGGUGCUGCUGAAGACCGAGGUGCAGCUCACCGCCUCAGAAGAGGCGGAGUGCCACUGGGCAGACACCGAGCUGAACAGGAGGAGGAAGCUCUUCUGCAGCAAAGUGGAAGGAUACGGAAGCAUCUGCAGCUGCAAAGACCCAGCGCCCAUCGAGUUCAACCCCGACCCUCUGCCCAACAAUAACGUCUUCAGUGUCCCAGUGGCCGUCAUCGCAGGAAACAGACCCAACUACCUCUACAGGAUGCUGAGGUCGCUUCUUUCAGCUCAUGGCGUCAACCCGCAGGUGAUCACCGUCUUCAUCGAUGGAUAUUACGAGGAGCCGAUGGAUGUCGUCGAGCUGUUUGGACUGAAGGGAGUUCAGCACACACCCAUCAGCAUCAAGAAUGCCAGAGUGUCCCAGCACUACAAGGCGAGUCUGACUGCAACCUUCAACCUUCACCCAGAGGCCAACUACGCCAUCGUCCUAGAAGAAGACCUGGAUAUCUCCAUCGACUUCUUCAGUUUCCUGAGUCAGACCGUCCACCUGUUGGAUGAGGAUGACAGCCUGUACUGUAUCUCAGCCUGGAAUGACCAGGGCUAUGAGCACACAGCGGAGGACCCGGCCCUGCUGUACAGAGUGGAGAGCAUGCCUGGCCUGGGAUGGGUGCUGAAGAAGAGCCUCUACAAGGACGAACUAGAGCCAAAGUGGCCAACACCUGAAAAGCUGUGGGACUGGGACAUGUGGAUGCGAAUGCCAGAGCAGAGGAAAGGCCGAGAGUGCAUCAUCCCCGACGUGUCCCGCUCGUACCACUUUGGCAUCAUCGGCCUCAACAUGAACGGAUAUUUCCAUGAGGUAUACUUCAAGAAACACAAGUUCAACACUGUUCCCAAUGUGCAGCUGAGGAACGUUGACGGCUUAAAGAGAGACGCUUAUGAAGUGGAGAUCCAAAGCCUGCUGAAGGAAGCGCAGGUGCUGGACCACACCAAGAACCCGUGUGAGGACUCGUUCCUGCCAGACUCGGAGGGGAAGACCUACGUCAUGUUCAUAAGGAUGGAGACCGAGGUGGAUACAUCCACCUGGACAGAGCUCGCCAAGUGCCUCCAUGUUUGGGACCUGGAUGUUCGGGGAUACCACAGAGGAAUGUGGCGGCUCUUCAGGAAGAGGAAUCAUGUCCUGGUGGUCGCCGUGCCGAUCUCCCCCUACUCUGUGAAGAAACCCGCCAGUGUCACACCCAUUCACUUAGAGCCUCCGCCCAAAGAAGAGGGAGCACCGGUGGAGCAGAUGUAGCCCGGAUGUUCAACCACACACACACACACACACACACACACACACACACACACACUUCAACCAGCCCAGGCCUUAUCUCGUCUCCUCCCUCCACCAACAACCACUGAUAAUCCAGCCAGGGUGCCACAACCCCAAAACUGACUGACUGAGGAUACCUGGGAAAUGGAGUCCUCCAUUUUGUUUUUCUGAUAUUGAAAUGAAAGGGGGUAUUAACACUACAAGCUGCACUACUAGAUCCGUCCAACGCCUCGAGGAGGAGCGACGAUGCUAAAAAAAACAAAAAACAGUUUUGGUUAAACGUGACUGAACGGCCGAAACGGUAUAUGACUGUCAACCGCUGUUUCCGUGACAACCGUGGGCUGAGCCGCGGUUUGGUAAAGAGCAAUUUCAAGCUACGGUACAAAUGACACAAAAACACUCGCCAGAAUUUAGCCUGUUUUUUGUGUUUUUUUAACUACUGAGUGCUUUGUUCAUUUUGUACAUAUGUUUUAACUUAUCUCUAUUUAUUUUACAUCCAUCAAUCACUAAGGAGUUACAUCGUUUGAUUGCAUUUUUCUCAUUUUAGAGCUCCACUUUUAUCAAGGUCAGUGCAUUUUUUUAAGACCCUAACGUUUACAGAUAAUGAAAUAAUAAUGUAUAUAUACAUGCCUAAUUAUAUUUUUUGAUGAAAAAUGUAAAGGGUUUGCAUAUUUUUCAGCGUUUUUAGAUAUUGAGUUUGCGUGAACGAGUUGAUAACAGCCCUGUGGGUUUUUACUGUUAAAAGUUGCCUCGGAUCAGGUUUCAUUAGGUGUUAAUGAGAAAAUAUUCACCAAUUCAGCAUACUCUUCAAUCUGAAACACUCAUACAGUACGCAGAUUCUUACAGUGAUGCGUUAAGUGCAAACAAAACAAGAAAAAACAUCCCAAUUAUGUAUUCUAUGCAUUUGAUCAGAUGGUUCCUGAAUACAAUGUUUAAAAAUCCGUUUAUUUUUACUAGAUCUAAUUAAAUUUCUUUCCCAGCUACUUGCAUUUCUAGAGUGCAAUACACAAAACCGUAGUGAGUCUGCUUUGUGAAAUUAGAACUGGUUUUUAUUAAAGUUGCUAGCAGGUAAAGUCUUGUUUUGGUGUUUUUAGUAAAAGUCCGGCAUCAGCACGAGGCCCAGACGUACGGUAACAACACCACAAAAUAAAACGGGAAUAUUAUUUUAAAAAGAGCCAAGAAUGUAAGGUGGUAUACCACAUGACAUCAUGACUUGGCGUAAACGUACACGCCUACCUUCUUAAGCCAAGUGGCGUGUUAUCGUUACGCAUUUUCAGCUAUCCGCGCAUAUGUCUAGGCUCUACACAGCGUACGUAAACGUACACGCCACUUGGUGUGUUAUCGCCACUUGGUGUGUUAUCGCCACCUUGGUGUGUUAUCGCCACCUUGGUGUGUUAUCGCCACUUGGUGUGUUAUCGCCACCUUGGUGUGUUAUCGCCACCUUGGUGUGUUAUCGCCACCUUGGUGUGUUAUCGCCACCUUGGUGUAUUAUCGCCUCUUGGUGUAUUAUCGCCUCUUGGUGUAUUAUCGCCUCUUGGUGUGUUAUCACAACUUUGGUGUGUUAUCGCCACUUGGUGUAUUAUCGCCUCUUGGUGUGUUAUCACCACUUUGGUGUAUUAUCGCCUCUUGGUGUAUUAUCGCGACUUGGUGUAUUACCGCCUCUUGACGUGUUAUCACGAGAAGAAAGCACCUGUUGAGUUUAGGAAAUGGGACACAAACCCUGGUCUCCUAAGUGUAAGUUUUGGGUUUUACCCAUUUCCCCCACCCCCCCACCCCGGACCAACGUCCCUGCACAGAUUUUAAAUUUUUACACAAUUGCAAAAUAA